This is a messenger RNA of Paramormyrops kingsleyae, 3902 nucleotides long. It is a transcript of the gene rad23ab, whose product is annotated as RAD23 homolog A, nucleotide excision repair protein b. The record is from RefSeq and is a predicted model, not a curated record. Gene Ontology annotation, cellular component: cytosol; nucleoplasm. Gene Ontology annotation, molecular function: damaged DNA binding; polyubiquitin modification-dependent protein binding; ubiquitin binding. Gene Ontology annotation, biological process: proteasome-mediated ubiquitin-dependent protein catabolic process; nucleotide-excision repair. Lineage: Eukaryota; Metazoa; Chordata; Actinopteri; Osteoglossiformes; Mormyridae.
UCCUACAGCGCAGGCAAUUGGGCGGACGCGACCCUCGGCGCUGGUGGAGCUGACGCCGGAGCAGAGCGAACCGCCUCCCAGUGAUUCACUCCCAGCUGCUCAUGUUUUGUCCCGGGCAGCAAGUAGAUGGCGUCUGACUACGGCGCGGCCGCCCGUCUCCUCGCUAGAUAGCUGAGUCACACAGCCGGGCGCUGUAGUAAACGGCGAGCGCUUUUCCCCCCUAAUCGCCCGUGAAUCCGUGCGCAAAAUCGGUACCGAUCGAGAGCCAGGACUUGGCGGGGAAGAUGCUGACGAUCACGCUGAAGACGCUGCAGCAGCAGACCUUUAAGAUAGAGAUAGACGAGGAGCAGACGGUCAGAGUUCUGAAGGAGAGAAUCGAGACGGAGAAGGGGAAGGAGGCGUACCCUAUGGUCGGACAGAAGCUCAUCUAUGCAGGUAAAAUCUUAAACGACGACAUACCCUUAAAAGAAUACAAAAUAGAUGAGAAGAGUUUUGUUGUUGUCAUGGUAACCAAGCCCAAACCUACCUCACCGGCUCCGCCCCCGACCCAGCCUGCCCCCGCCUCGGCCGCUGCCAGUGCACCCUUGCCCCCGGCCCCCGUCUCCGCCCCCGCUCCGGCACCCCCUCCGGCUCCUGCCCCUUCCGCAGCACCGCUGCCCGUCCCAGCUCCUGCACCCCCAGAGGAACACUGCGCUCCUAAAACUGGGCCGGCCGUCUCCGCCGAGUCCUCAGAAGCCGCAGAGAAAAAGGCGGACGCUGAGGCAGUGGCCGAGCCGCCCGGUGCCGUAGCCGAGGCGGAGGCCGAGCCCCAGGCCGAGGCGGAGGCCGAGCCCCAGCGCGAGCCCCAGCGCGAGCCCCAGGACGAGCCCCAGGAGCAGUCCCAGGAGCAGCCGCAGGCCGCCACGCCUAGCCUCGGCCCCUCCAGCAUUGCGGAUGACCUGAGUCUUUUAGAAGAGGCGGCGUCAAUACUGGUUACAGGGCAGGCGUACGAGAACCUGGUAACAGAGAUUAUGUCGAUGGGCUAUGAAAGGGAGCAGGUCAUCGCAGCACUUCGGGCGAGUUACAACAACCCGGACAGAGCGGUGGAAUAUCUGCUUACGGGAAUUCCCUCCGAACCGGACCUGCCCCCCCGGGAGAUGAGCCACCCGCUUCCAAUGGCAAACCCCAGCACCCCCGCCACAGAGAGGCCUCCGGCUCCCCCUGCAGGCGGCACGGGGGCUGUGUCUUCGCCCGCGUCGCAGUCCGCUGGGAAUCCCCUGGAGUUCCUGAGGAACCAGCCGCAGUUCCAGCAGAUGCGUCAGAUCAUACAGCAGAACCCGGCCCUCCUACCAGCUCUGCUUCAGCAGCUGGGGAGGGACAACCCCCAGCUGCUUCAGCAAAUCACCCAGCAUCAGGAACGAUUUGUGCAGAUGCUGAAUGAGCCGCACGGAGGUGACCUAGGCGGGGAGGGGGCGGAGGGGCAGGGGGUGCCACAGACGAACUACAUCCAGGUCACUCCACAAGAGAAAGAAGCCAUCGAACGGUUAAAAGCCUUGGGGUUUCCGGAAGGACUAGUCAUCCAAGCCUAUUUCGCCUGCGAAAAGAACGAGAAUCUCGCCGCAAAUUUCCUCCUCCAGCAGAAUUUCGAUGACGAGUGACUGUCUGCUUGCUUGAGAGGACGGGUGGAGUCGAGCAGUGGAGAGAGUGCUGUGUGCAAGAACAGGAGAGGGUUUCCAGCCAUUGUCAGCCACUCAAGAAUGUUCCUGAUUGGGCCAAGCCAUGAUAGCCACGCCCCUUCCUUCUUCUGAAAUCAUUGUCGUUUACACACUCUCACUGCUGCUGUUCCAGUUGGAUGUGCUGUGUGUGUGUGUGUGGGUUUUUUAUUUUUAUUUUUUGCAUUUACACUGGUUUUUUUUUUUUUUUGCUUACCAUGUUGCUGGACCUGCUUACCAUGUACCUUCGAACCUUUCCCAUCAGGCCCGAUCGUUUUCUUUGUACGCGUGUCACAUUCGGACAUGGCCUGCUGUCCGGGUAGAUGCUGUGCCAACAUUGGAGAGCUAACGGAAAUUAAUUGGCAGAUAAAAGAUGAGAUGCAGUUAUGUUGAUUUGGAAUUUUGAUGUCAUCCCGUGCAUUUCUGUCUGAGGAUCUGUAGCUCUUGGUCACAUUCAGGCCAACUUGCAAUGUUUAACGCCUCACAUAAACAUAUUGUAAAUGGGGUCAAUUCCCCAGUGGCUUUAUAGGCUUAUUUAUUUUACUUUUUGUUGUUACUCCAGGAUAAACGUGACCUGAAAAACAAAAAUAAUAAUAAUGUAUUUCUGUUUCUACAUACAUAUUUUGCAUCUCUCUCGCUUAUGCACUUUUUUGCUUUCACUUGCAGUACUAACGUUUCUCUAAACUCGCCAGUUCUCUCCAGAAAAAAAGGCAACAGAUGAUCCUUAGUUUUGCGAAUAAAUGUACUUUGAAAGCUAAAGGCAGCUAGGAAAGCAAGACCGAAAAAUGACAUUUUGUUAGAUUACGACAAGCACAGCAUUGUUUUAGAGGAAGGAAGAGCAGACAUGCACUGAGAGUUGAUUGAUUGAUGGCGCCACAAUUAAAACAUUUUCUCCAAAACUUCAGCGAUAAACUACAGUCAGCGUUAGUGUGCUGCCCAAUGAGGACUUUGUUUUAUUAUUAUUAUUAUUAUUAUUAUUGUUGUUCUUAAAUUAUUUUUGAAUUCAGUGGCGUUGUUCGGUUAACACUGAAACAGAGUGAUUUUACUCAAAUAUAAGAGUUUGCAGUUUAAAUUAAAUCCUAUAAAUGAAGUGUUACUAGGGGUAUCGGGACGUUAAAGAAUAUUGUGGUUAAACUGAUACGGGUUAAAUGGGAAAUACUGGUGUGCAUGAAGACCAAGACAUGUUUGAAAGGAUUGUUUUUGUAUGUGCAUAUAAAUAUUUGAUGGGAAGACCAGUUACCGCUGAAAUGCACACAAACGGCAGUGUUCAUGAUCCUCUCGAUCUAUUUUGUGAGUUGUCUACACCAUGCAAUAUCUUACAAUGAAAGACAUUCGGACAAGAAAACCAUGCAGGUUUUUUGGUUGUCUGUGUGUGUUUUUUUUUUUCCUAAAGUGAUAUAUUUACUAUGGAAAUCACCACAGUAAUAUUUAGCUUGAACACCAUGUAAUGUACCUAAAGUAACUCAAGAUUACAGAGCUACAUGUUCCAGCGAGAGUAGCAUACAAAUAUAACUCAAUUAGAACAUAAUGACAUUUAUUGUUUUCCGGUGCUUUCCACUAAUCCCCUCCACCCAAAAAUUAAUUAUCCAAGAUGAUCUUUUUUCUUUGGAAUCCUCCAAGGGAUUUACAUGAAUUCUUAUCCAUUUUAUCAAAUAAUAUUUUCUUGAAGGUAACCAAUAUCUCUUCCCCAAAUCAUCUACUUUUAGCCCGAUCUGCAAACUGUAUUAUAGAAUCUAUUUAGUCUAUAGUAGCAGCACAAAAUCAACACAAAUCUUGGCAGAGUGUCUAAAAUAGAAAGCACUUGGGUAUGUUUGUUAAAAGUAUUCAUAUUUCCCCUCAAAGUUUUGAACACAUCUGACUGUUACCCUGCAGUGCUGUUGUAAAAUACUGUAAUUAGAACUUUGGUUUUUACAGAAGUGUGAUUUAAAGAAUAAUACAUUCAUGAUAAAGUGAAGGAAUGUCGCACUGCGGUGAAUAAGGCUCCUGUGAGCUGAAGCAUGCUUGUUCAUUUCGAAAACGAGCAGUGACGUCACUAACUUUAGCAUCAUUGUGAAAUUUUUGAUUAUUCUUUUGCCUUUAGCGUAAAACAAGUCAAUGAGGCGGAAACGUGUUUCAGCCAUAAGCUCUUCACCUAUCGAAGGCUCCGCUUUCUCAUUAGUUCUGGGGUUCAUUGUUUAGCAAUAUAUAAAAUAAAUAGCUUUUACAAAGCUG